This is a messenger RNA of Capronia coronata CBS 617.96, 1473 nucleotides long. RefSeq lists its product as uncharacterized. Gene Ontology annotation, biological process: carbohydrate transport; transmembrane transport. Bases 1 to 1473 code for a protein of 490 amino acids. The transcript is spliced from 6 exons. The record is from RefSeq and is a predicted model, not a curated record. Gene Ontology annotation, molecular function: carbohydrate:proton symporter activity. Gene Ontology annotation, cellular component: membrane. NCBI's taxonomy places the organism in Eukaryota, Fungi, Ascomycota, Eurotiomycetes, Chaetothyriales, Herpotrichiellaceae.
AUGGCGACGCCUCGCAGCUCUCUGGUGACUGUUGCGCUGCUUUUGUGGAAUGGCCUGAAUAUUCUUCCUUCCUACACUGACUACUUCCACCUGAACACCACGACGCUCGCUGUUCAGUCGGCCAUCGGCUGGGCAGGCCUUGCGUGUGCGGGCUUCUUCUUCGGCCAGGUCACGGACUGGCUGGGCCGCAAGAAGGCUAUGUGGAUCAGCGCUGCCAUCACCCUUAUCGGAGCGAUCUUGCAGACUGCUUCGCAGAAUGUGGCCAUGUUCGUGGUUAGCCGAUUUAUUGUUGGCGUGGGCAACGGCUGCGCCUUUCUCUGCGCCCCCGUCUACCUGGCCGAGGUGCUGCCCCUGAAGUGGCGCGGCGUCGGCUUGGGCCUGUUCAUGGCUUGCUUCUACGUCGGCGGCCUCCUGGCUGCCGGCAUCACCUACUGCACGGCCAAGAUGCAGUCGACCUGGGCCUGGCGCCUGCCAUCGGCCAUCCAGGGCGUCCUCACCGUCAUCUCCGUCACCGUGCUACCCUUUGUGCCCGAGACGCCACGCUGGUUGAUGUACCACGUCCGCCCCGAGGAGGCCCUUCGGGCCAUUGCGGCUACCCACGGCGACGGCAACCACGAGGGCGCCUUGGUGCUGGCCACCUACAAGGAAAUCGUGGAUUCGAUUGCCGAGGAGAAGAAGGCCAGCAAGCUGAGCGCCUUCGAGCUGCUCAAGAACAAGCAGAGUGUGCGUCGCUUGAUGCUGUGUACCUCGGUCGCCGUCAUCACAAUGUGUUCUGGGAACAACAUCAUCAGUUUCUAUUUGGGCAAGAUGCUGACCAAUGCCGGCAUCACCAACAGCAACACUCAGUUGGAAAUUAAUAUCAUCUUGAAUGCUUGGUGUUUGGUGGUCGCCCUGGUCGGGACUUUCCUUGUGGACAGCGUAGGCCGAAAACCUUUGGGCAUCAUCUCAUGCGUGCUCAUGACAAUCUUUAUCUUCCUGGUGGGGGCUUUGACAAAAGUCUAUGGCGACAGUACCAACAAUUCGGGCAUCUACGGCACGGUGGCCACCAUCUUUUUGUUUCAAGGCUCAUACAGUCUGGCCUGGACGCCUCUCGCCAUGCUGUACCCGCCCGAGGUCUUGAACUAUUCGGUGCGAUCUGUCGGCAUGGGCGUGUAUACAUUUCUUACCAACGGAUUUGGCCUCAUGGUCACGAUGGCCUUCCCCUACGCGCUGGACGCCAUCGGCUGGAAGACGUACAUGAUCAACGGCGUGUGGGACGUGCUCCAGAUUGGCUACGUCGUCUACUACUGGGUCGAGACCAAGGGUAAGACUCUCGAGGAGAUCGACGAACUGUUCGGCGGUGCCGACCACUUGACCGGCCCGCGCAUCCAAGAGGUCCUGCAGGGCAUCGAGCCGCACCUCGCCCUUGACGGUACGGACGUCGUGGUGGCCGACGGGAAGCAGGCGAUCCACAAGACCACCUCCAAGGAGUAG